This is a messenger RNA of Funneliformis caledonium, 492 nucleotides long. The record is from the annotation of a GenBank genome assembly. NCBI's taxonomy places the organism in Eukaryota, Fungi, Glomeromycota, Glomeromycetes, Glomerales, Glomeraceae.
AUGGUAGGAUCGGUGUUAUCCCGCAAGGAUUUGGAUAAGGUGAUAGAAGGGCAGGAUGCCGUGAUAAAUUGCCUCGGACCGCACCUCUUGUUCAAUAAUAAUGAUAUUGACAUAUGUAGUCGAUCCCAACAACUUAUAAUAGAUUCCAUGAUAAAUCAUGGGGUACGAAGGUUAAUCGUUGUCAGCACACAAGGGGUCGGUGACUCUAGCGUAAACAUUAGUUCCACGCAAAAGUUCUUUGGUAGGUUAUUCUCCGGAAAGAUCUUGGAUGAUAAGGAGAUGCAGGAAAAGAUAAUAAUGAAAUAUUCCGAUCAACUCGAUUGGACGAUUAUAAGGCCCGGUAAAUUGAGUAAUGGAAAUUUGACCAAUAAAUGGAGGUUAAAUGAUAAAUUAACAUUUACAAAGAUUAGCAGAGCAAAUGUUGCCUGUUUCAUUAUGAAAGAGUUGAGAAAUUCGGAUUGGUUACAAAUGGCUCUCACGAUAUCCGGGUGA